Molecule: messenger RNA, 3286 nt
Organism: Leptopilina boulardi
Lineage: Eukaryota; Metazoa; Arthropoda; Insecta; Hymenoptera; Figitidae
Exons: 4
Coding region: 22-3045 (1007 amino acids)
Molecular function (GO): monooxygenase activity; iron ion binding; heme binding
Source: RefSeq, a predicted model, not a curated record
UGCAUUAUACAUUUAUUGAGAAUGGAAUAUAUAUUCACAUUAAUUGUUCUAUUAUUAUUUUUAUUAUUUUUUAUUUCAUUAUAUAUUUUUCUAACAUGGAAUUUGAAUUUUUGGCGAAAACAAAAAAUACCAACAGCCACAGGACAAAUACCACUAUUUGGACAUAUGUGGUCGGUUUUUUUAUUGAAACAAAGUUUUCCAAGUCUCUGUGAGAAUUUAUAUAAAACACAUAUGAAUUCAAGUAUUGUUGGAUUUUUUCAAUUUCAAACACCAUCAUUAAUUGUACGUGAACCAGAACUUGUGAAAGAUAUUCUUGUUGGUAAUUUUGCAAAUUUUCAUGAUAAUUUAAUUAAACUUGAUGAAAAAUUAGAUCCAUCAAUGUGUGAAUCACCAUUUUUUGCUAAAGGCAAUGUUUGGAAACGUAAACGAACAAUUAUGACAAAUGGUUUUUCAAAUCGAAAAUUAAAAUUACUUUUUACAUUAGCUAAACAAGUGGCAUAUAAACUUAAUGUUUAUUUGAAUAAUAUGCUCGGCGAAAAGAAUUUUGUGGAAAUUGAAUUAUUACAUUUUUGGACAAAAUAUACUGGUGAAUUUGUGACAAAUGUUGGUUUUGGUGUUGAGGGUCAUUGUUUUGAUGAUAAUUUAAUAAAUUUUCAAAACACCGUUGAAUCAAUGUUUGAUUUUUCCAAAUUUGGCAGAGAACGUGAAAUGAUUCUUUUCUUUAUGCCUCGAUUGGCGAGAAUUUUAGGAAUUUCACGUGUACCAAAAAAAGUGGAGGAUUUCCUACAAAAACUUGUGGAAGAUGUGAUUAAAAGCAGAGAACAUGAGAAUAUAAUUCGCAAUGAUUUCCUACAAAUGAUGAUAGACUAUCAAAAAAGUCAUAAUCCGAAUAAUUUAGAUGAGAAAUCCUUGUUGGUGAUAAUGGAAAGUUUCUUUCUUGAUGCCUAUGAAUCAGCAAGUAUUGCAUUGAGUUUUAUUUGCUUUCAAUUGGCAAAUCAUCCUGAAAUUCAAGAGAAAGUUCGUCAAGAAGUUAAUACAAUUGUUAGAAAGUACAAUGGACAAUUAGAUUAUGAUGCUCUUAAGGAAUUAAUUUACAUGGAACAAGUAUUUUAUGAAACAUUUAGAAUUGAUCCAGUUAUACCGGUAUUCACGAAAAUUUGUACCAAACGUUGUCAAUUACGUGGAAGUGAUGGUCUCGUUUGUCAAGUUGAAACCGGAAAUAUUGCAGUAAUUUCUUCAUAUGGAUUAAAUACAGAUCCAAAAUAUUGGCAAAAUCCGGAAAAAUUUGAUCCCGAACGUUUUAAUGUGGAACAAAUAUCAGAACGUUCAAAAUAUAUAUUUUUGCCAUUUGGUGAAGGACCGAGAAUUUGUGUUGGUAGAAAAAUGGCAAUGAUUGAAUUGAAAGUAGCAAUGGUUCAAAUUUUAAUGAAUUAUUCUUUACAAUUAUCGAAAAAAAAUAUUCUUCCCAUUAAAAGAGACACUAGUUUUAGUACCUAUCCCAAAAGUGGUUUGUGGAUUAAAGUGAAAUUAUUAUAUAAUAUGGCAAUAAUUUACAUUCUCCUCUGUUUAACGGUUUUUUUAAUUUAUUUAUAUUUUCAUUUAAUAUGGAUAUAUGACUAUUGGAGAAUAAAGAAAAUACCAUGUGUCCCGGGAAUAAUUCCAGGAUUGGGUCACAUGUGGUCUGUAUUGACAUUGAGAGAAAGUUUUCCUACAUUAUGCGAGAGAAUCUAUCAGAGCUAUCAUAAUUACAGUAUGAUUGGAUUUUAUCAAUUUAAAACACCGACAUUACUUCUUCGCGAUCCUGAACUCGCAAAAUCUGUACUUGUCACUAAUUUUUCUAGUUUUGGUGAAAAUCAAAUUUUACUUGAUUCUAAUUUAGAUCCAUCAAUGAGUCAAAAUCCAUUUUUUGCGACUAAGGAGAAUUGGAAGAAAGUACGAUCAGUUUUGACAACAGGAUUUUCAAGUAGUAAAUUAAAAUGUCUAUUUUUGUCAACACGUGAAGUUUCUUAUAAAUUGAAAAAUUAUUUACAAACUAUUUUUGUUGAUGAUAAAAAUAGGGAUGUUGAAUUAGUGGAAUUUUGGAAUAGAUACACGGGAGAAUUUGUUGCACAUGUUGGUUUUGGAAUGGAGGGACAUUGUUUUGAUAGUGAUGAUAAUUUUGAAAGUGUAAUAUCAAAUAUGUUUGGUUCUUCAAUUUUAUCAAGAACUAAAGAAAUGUUAUCAUUCUACUCGCCGAGUUUGGCGAAAUUAUUGAGAAUUCGCCGUGUACCAAAACAUUUGGAAUUAUUUUUCCGUAAUAGCAUAAAUGAUGUCAUAAAGGCGAGAGAAACCACCAACGAGUACUACAACGACUUUUUGCAAAUGAUGAUAGAUUAUCAAAAAACCCACAGCAAUAAAUCAUUAGACGAAAAAAAUUUAUUGAUCUACAUGGAGAGCUUUUUAUUAGAUGCUUACGAGUCAGCAAGUAUUAGUUUGAGUUAUAUGUGUCUUCAAUUAGCCGUUUAUCCUGAAAUUCAAGAAAAAGUGCGUCAGGAAAUACGAAAAGCUCUUGAAAAAUUUAACGGUGAAUUAUGUUACGAAGUCCUUGGGGAAUUGAAUUACUUGGAAAAGGUUUUGUACGAGUCGAUAAGAAUAAACGCUACAAUACCAUUGUUGUCGAAAGCUUGUACAAAAGAAUGUGAACUUAUUGGAAAAGAUGGAUUGUCUUGUAAAAUUAAUCCCGGUGUUAUAACAUUGAUAUCACUUUAUGGAUUACAUAUGGAUUCCAAAUAUUGGACAAAUCCAGAAAAAUUUGAUCCCGAACGAUUUAAUGAGAAUGAAAAAGAGAAGAGAUCAAAAUUUGUAUUUUUACCAUUUGGUGAAGGUCCACGAAUGUGUGUUGGAAGGAGAAUGGCAAUGAUUGAAAUAAAAUUAGCAUUGAUUCAAUUAUUGAUUAAUUGUAAUUUGGAAAUUUCGUCAAAAACUGAACUUCCGAUAAAACGAGACUUGCAUUUUUCGACUACUCCUAAAUGUGGACUUUGGGUUCGUUUAAAAUCUCUACCCUGAUUAUAAUUAUAUUCCUAUUAUUGCAAUUGUUAUACUAAUUUUAUUAAUUACUAUCAGGGAAUGUAAAUUAUAUAUUCAAAGUGAUUUUUACCUUUUCUAAAAUGUGAACGUGACGGAAAAAAUUAAAAAAUUGUUUCACUUCAGCAUUUGCCUCUAUUUUUUGACUGACAAUAAAUUUUCGUGGAUCAACUUCAAUUCUUUGUAGAAAAUAUACCAGAUAAUAGAUCAAAACAAAAGAUAU